This is a messenger RNA of Porites lobata, 1386 nucleotides long. The record is from the annotation of a GenBank genome assembly. Lineage: Eukaryota; Metazoa; Cnidaria; Anthozoa; Scleractinia; Poritidae.
AUGAUGGAAGCAGAUGAAUCUUUCGACACCGACUUAGAGGGAAACAUCGUUUUCGAAGAACUUGAGAUCGCCGAGGGAAAUGACGAGGUUGAGAAUUCAGGAAAGUCAGUUCAGGAUAUUUACCUUGAGGCAUGUAAGAAUAAUGAAGUUUUUCCCUCAUCCAGAUUCUUGAAACAAUGCUUAACUGAGAGCGUCGAUCUGAGCCAUUACGGCCUCGGAAAUCCUGGCACAAGAGCCGUUUGCACAGCUUUGGAAAAAUGCUCAAAUGUAAUAAACUUACAACUUCAAGACAAUGACAUUAAUGACAAGGGAAUCGUGUCAAUCGCAAAGAUGCUGAAAAGAAAUGUUCAUAUAGUCAGGGUGGAUCUGUUGGGGAACCAUAUUGGCAAAGGAGGUACUGAUGAACUAGGGGAUAUGUUACUGCAGAACAACACCCUGAAAGAAUUAAACCUUAGCAAGUGUAGUUUGCAAGGGAAAAACUUCGUUGUUUUUUGUAAUUCAAUUAGGAUAGAUGCCCCCUUGACGUAUUUGAAUUUGUCAUACAACGACCUUGGUGACAAAGGGGCGUCGUUGCUUGGGUCGGUCAUCAAGUGGAACACAGUCCUAGUCACUCUGGACAUCAGUUGGAACAGCAUUCGGGUCGAAGGGGCUCGGGUCUUGGCUGAGGGAUUAAAAAUGAAUACUCGCCUCAGAGAGAUGAAUAUUAGCUGGAAUGGCCUUCUUGAUAAUGGCAUUGUAUCUAUGCAAGAUGCAUUGUCGUGCAACCAGACGCUCAAAGUCCUGGACAUCAGCAGUAAUUGCAUCUCCAAUAAAGGCGUUGCUUCCAUUGCGAAGUUUUUGAGGACGAACAAAUGCUUAGAAAUUUUGAAAACUGGGCGGAAUCCAUUCCAAAGCUUCGGUGCCUGUAUUCUCUUGCAGGCAAUAAGGAAAAAUCUAUCGAGCGCUUUGAGAGAGUUGCAAAUGGACGAUAUAGUCUUUGACAAGGAUUGCUCCCGAGAGCUUGAACUUCUGCUGGAAGGAAGGCCAUAUUUCACGUGUUCCUGGGAUAUCAGCAUAAAGGGAGAGCGCAAAUCGGACGAGAUCAAGAAUACGACUGAUAUUUUUGAUGUCUACUUGGCCUUCGUUCGCACUCGAGGGCUACGCUUGAUCGAACUGUUUAAGAUUUUAUCAAAAGACCGCGAUGGUGGCAAGCUCAGUAAAGAGGACUUUGUAAGUGGAAUGAAGAAGUUAAAUGCGCCAUUUCAUGACAUGAAGUUAAGGGAACUGUUUGAUAGAAUGGACCUAAACGGUAAUGGUGUCAUCAAGUUUCAAGAUUUCGUUGUUUGUUCCCGUGGACGGUAUUCACAUUUAGGACGAAAAAUUUCAGCAGCAACCGUUAACUUAUAA